Molecule: messenger RNA, 2561 nt
Organism: Halichondria panicea
Lineage: Eukaryota; Metazoa; Porifera; Demospongiae; Suberitida; Halichondriidae
Product: beta-chimaerin-like
Exons: 15
Coding region: 101-2431 (776 amino acids)
Biological process (GO): signal transduction; regulation of GTPase activity
Molecular function (GO): GTPase activator activity
Source: RefSeq, a predicted model, not a curated record
CCUCGUGGGCAGGUGCAGACUUGAAACAUAACAAGCAUUGUAAGAAAGUAUUAGUGUUACUGCCAUAGCUAGCUACCUACCUAUAAUAAUUAUUGACAAUAUGCCUGGACAACCCAGCCCCACCAGCUCUACCUCUAGUGGCCUGGACGAGAUGCGCUCCAACAGCAGCAGUGGUGUGGACAGCCUCGGAGGAGAGUCUUGUGAUGACCUGGACACCAUGCAGAUACCUGAUGCAGUGGUGGCAGUCUCGCCAUCCAAACAGAGCCAACGCAGCAAAGUGCAGGAGAGUACAGAUGGACCCACUGAAGUAGAGAAUGCUGGUGAUCCUUUCGAAGAGGGCCCAGCCAUCGAAAUAGAAGAUGACAUUGGUGAAAAGUGGAAUCCAUCUUUGUACAUGCUACAGUCUCAGUGCCCCAAGCCAGUCUCCAUUGCCAGCAACAGAGAGUGGACCAGUGGACCUGCACAAUAUGGACAAGAGUAUCACGGCGUGCUGGACAAGCACAGAGCAGAGGAGUUGCUAGGCAACCAGGACGGAGCGUACCUCGUGAGGGACACACCUAAAGGUGCCACCAUCCUCAGCUUCAUGUUGGACCAAAGAGCCUACAACUUCAGACUGUUCUUUAAAGAUGGUCUCUUCUCUGUGGGAGAUAAGAAAUUUGAGAGCGUGGAUGACCUGGUACAAGAUGGACUCAUCACACUGUACCUGCAGAAGCAUGACGUUGCCAAGGUGAUGGAGGAGGGACGCAACAACACUAUGCUCAAGUCUGAGAAGGCGAGCAGACUGCGACGUCGGCACGGCAAGAGAGUGCGUGGGCUCAAGGGUAAGGCUGCCUGGUCCUACAGUAGGUCCACCAGCACCAGCUCAGUGUGCUCCAUGGACGUGCACCCAGCCUCCUCCAGCAAGGGGAACAGUCCCAGUCCCAAUCUCAGCAGGAGCGCAAGUCCCAAUCCCAUUCUAUACAGUGGUCCGGUUCCGAUACUAGAUGUUAGCAAUUCCAUGCGUCCUAUGUCCAGUCCUGAGAGCAGUCCCAGUCCAGUACGCACUGUCACUGUACGGAACAAGAGUCUGAGUCCUGACAUAUCUACUCUGAUUCUGGAUUUGAGCGAGGGUGGCUCUAGGUCUGCCCCCCAAACACCACUCCUCCCACUGGACCAUCAGCUGGUACUGAUGCCAGCCACACCUCCGGAGGACGCCUCUAGUCUCGACUUCAAGUCCAACACUCAGAGAAGGUCUGCUCCCAGCGUACCUGGUGACACUGCUCAUACUAAACGCACUUUGGGGGUCAGUCAUCACUCCCCCCUCGCUGCUCGUAGGGUUCAAAGUGCAUCGUCCAUACAGCAAGGAGCUCGCACAACAAAGGAGAGACGAACUGCCAUCAUUAAAACACUGAGGUCAGUAGUGCUAGAGGACCAGCGUCAGAGCAAGUCCGCACCAGAGCUCAAGAAGGCAGCCACUCUCGGGGCAACAUACAAUAAGUCAGCAACCUACACGCCGUUCUGUGAGCGCUCCAACUCUUGUACAGCUGCCGUCGCUAACACGCUCGAGCGAGUAGCCGACUAUUCCAUUAAGGGGCCCUCCACACUGUCUCGUUCCUCACUGGCCGCCCUGGCCAAGCACACGAGUGGACCAAGAUCACCAUACUCCAAGACUCAUAACUUCGAGAUGCACACUUUUAAGGCGCCCACCUGGUGUGAGAUCUGCCAUAACUUUCUGUGGGGUUUAACCCAGCAGGGCAUGCAGUGCAAGGACUGUGGCAUGGACGUGCACAAACAGUGUCUCCCUCUGGCCAUUCAGUUGCAGUGCUUCCCCAACAAGGCCUUUGUUAAGAGAGUGUAUGGUGUUGACCUGACCACACUGGUCAAGCUGGAGGGUGGGCUAGUCCCUAAGAUACUGGCACAGUGCAUAGAGGAGCUAGAGUCUCGAGGGCUCACCUCACGAGGUGUCUACAGAGUAUCAGGUCAUAGCAUAGAAAUUCUGGAGCUCAAGGACAAGUUCGAUCAAGGGGAAAAGAUUGACUUCUCCCAGUAUGACGAUGAGAAUAUAAUCACUGGAGUGAUCAAGCUGUACCUCAGAGAACUGCCUAUUCCUCUCAUCACCUUUGAUGCUUACAAGAGCAUCAUUAAAGCCACUGCUGGUGUUAGUGACCCUGACAACGAGGCCACUGACUGGAGGCCAUUGAUCAACGCCCUCCUACACUUGCCCAAGGCACACUACAACACACUCAAACAUCUUGUACGACAUCUCCACAGAGUUGACUCCCAGAGUGAUGAGAACAAGAUGACUGCUCUUAACCUAGCCGUGGUGUUUGCCCCCACUUUAAUGAGGUCUCCAUCGGAGGUAGAGGAUCACUCGCUAUUGAAAGACUUACCGUUGCAAAAAACAUUUGUCGAGUAUUUGAUUUCUUAUCAUGAUACACUAUUCAAGUCAUAGUGCACAUGAAGCCGGACUGUUUGCCUACUGUUGUUGAUUUGUUAUUAUUUAUUGAUUUCCACUACCCAACCCACUUCUUCAAAUUCAUUCUCACCUCUCUGAUUCAAUAACUUCUCAUUUAAAAACCAUA